Malassezia vespertilionis is the source of this 2982-nucleotide messenger RNA. RefSeq names its product ubiquitinyl hydrolase 1. Gene Ontology annotation, biological process: protein deubiquitination. Gene Ontology annotation, molecular function: cysteine-type deubiquitinase activity. NCBI's taxonomy places the organism in Eukaryota, Fungi, Basidiomycota, Malasseziomycetes, Malasseziales, Malasseziaceae. The transcript has a single exon. The record is from RefSeq and is a predicted model, not a curated record. Bases 1 to 2982 code for a protein of 993 amino acids.
AUGCCCCAUAAACCAACCGAACUAGCGCGAGACGAGGCCGUUGAGUCGCUUAUGAACGAUGCAACCCUUGACCUCGGUAGCAAACGCACCGACCCCAUCGUCGCUGAAAUCGAAGCGCAGCGGCACACAGCGCCGCGCUCGCGCGAGACGUGGUUCAUACUCCCGCGUGCAUGGUACACGCUGUUCCGCACAGAUCCCAUGCAUGCACCGCCGCUCGACCUUGCGCCACUGCGCGACGAGCAUAGCAACCAGAUACGCCCAGGCGCGCGCGAAGGGAUCGACUACGAGCUUGUCCCAAAGCCCGCCUGGGAUACGCUUGUCGCACGCUACGGCUUGUGCAGCACCCCGAUUGCCUGCAGUGUAGUCCCAGGCGUGCAUGCACACCAAGCACCGCGUAUCGAGCUCUAUCCCCCUCACAUCACGCUCGUGCGUUUCGGCGCGGCGAAUGCCCCAAGCGGAAACAGCUCCCUACGCGUCUCUGCCGCCAUCACACUUGCCCAGCUCAAGGCAAAGGUGCGUGCGCAGCUGGCGUUACACGUGCCAGAUGCGGACAUGCGGUUCGUGCGUCUCCCUGAGCCUCUUCGGGCGCGUGCAGCGCUCCAGCGCAAUUUUCUCAGGCCUGCGCAGCUGCACGACGCCGAUCCCCCGGUAGAAAUUGUCGAGGGCGCCGAUACUGCAACGCUUGCAGCGCUGCAGCUAGACGCGCCGAGUAUGCUCCUCGCAGUCGAUGUGCGUGCUAACGGCACUUGGCAAUGGAACGGCGCGCCGCGCGAAGCGCCAAGGCAUAUGACGCGCUCGCACACGUCGGCUGCUUUGCGCGGCCUGCGCGGCUUGGCUAAUCUCGGUAAUACAUGCUUUAUGAACAGUGCGCUUCAGUGCCUGAGCAACACGCCGGAACUGCAAGAGUUCUUUGCCAAGGACGUGCACUGGGAGGAGCUCAACGCGGAAAACCCCCUCGGGAUGGGCGGCGCGAUUGCCGCUGCAUUCGGGCGCCUCAUGCAGCAACUCUGGGCGGGCAACAACACCGCCGUCGUUCCCCGCGAGUUUAAAAUGGCGCUUGCGCGGUUUGCGCCGCAGUUUACCGGCUACGCACAGCAGGACAGCCAAGAGCUGCUCGCGUUUCUCCUCGACGGUCUGCACGAGGACUUGAAUAGGAUCUUGAAGAAACCGUAUAUCGAAGCGCCAGACUGGCACGGCGGCACCGAGGCCGACAUGGUCCACUUUGCGCGGCAGCAGUGGGAUAUCUACAAGGCGCGCAACGACUCUGUGAUUGUGGACCUCUUCCAGGGCCAGUACCGCAGCACGCUUGUUUGCCCCGUGUGCAACAAGGUCUCGAUCAAGUUUGACCCCUUUAUGUACCUCACACUGCCCAUUCCAAACACGCGCAAAUGGCGCGGCAGCGUCCUGGUCGUGCCACAGCAUGGCAAGAUUGUGCAGGUGGAUGUUCAGCUGCCAGCCACGGCCAAUAUUGCCAUGCUGCGCGAUCGCGUAGCGUCGCUUACGCACAUAAAUCCAGCGCGCCUUGCCAUCGGCGAAGUGUGGUCUCACCACAUUUACCGGUGGCUCGCAGAGUACGAGCCCGUGCGCGAUAUCGCGUCUGGCGACCAUGUGUAUUUCUGGGAGACUGCACAGGCGUUCACCUUGCCUGCCCCGCUGCGUGGCAACUCGCGGUUCAGCUUCUUCCACCGUGCAAACCGCACGAUUGAAGAGAUCGAGAAAAGUUUUCCAGCGCCCGCGCAGCCAGACAUGAUCACGCUUCCUGUCUUUUCCUGCUACGCCCCCGCCGAUACGCACGCGACUCGACGCGCGCAGGGCGAGGGAUUUGGGCUGCCGUUCUUUGUCACCAUUCCCCGUGCAGCGACGGACAACGCCGAGGCUAUUUACGCGGCACUAGAAGCGCAGUACGUGCGGUUCAGCAAAUAUCCGGACGACAUUCCAGCGGAAUUUCAUGCGCGUCUCCUCCAGUGUUCUGCAUUUCGCGUGCACUUUGCCGUUCCCAGUGCACACGAGCCAAUGCACCGUGGCGAUCAGGCGCCUGAGCUUGGCAUGGAGCCGCUUGAGACGCGCAUUGCGCGUUUGCAGAACGCCGACGGGUGGCCAGUCCUGUUCCAAGGCGGCGCGCUGUACUGUAUCUGGAAUGCUGACGCCGCCGCCGCGCUCCUCCAAGAGACGGCAGAGGACUAUGUAUGGGGUACUCACGAUGUUAUCCAGGACGCAGCAUUCCAGCGCGGCACAACGGCGCUCAGCAAUGGAAAAGGCAAACCGCGACUCGCGCUCGACGACUGCCUGGCCGAAUUUAUCAAGCCAGAGCAGCUCGGGCAGGACGAUUUGUGGUACUGCCCGCACUGCAAGGCAUUCCGCGAAGCGAUGAAAAAGUUUGAUUUGUGGAAAGUACCCGAUAUCCUCGUCGUACACCUAAAACGCUUCAGUGCUGGGCGCAUGGCGCGCGACAAAUUGGAUACCUACAUCGACUUUCCCAUCGAGGGACUCGACCUCACCGAAAUGGCCGUCGGCGCCAAGAUCAUGCGUGACAUGCACGAGGAGACACCGCCCGCAGAAACGCAGGUGGGCGAUAAAUACGUCGUGCCGCACGACCCUCACGACGAUGCCGUCGCGGCGGACCAGCCGAUCUACGAUCUUUACGCCGUCGAUAACCAUUUCGGCGGCCUCGGGGGGGGCCACUAUACCGCUUUCGCCAAAAAUCCAACCGAUGACCGCUGGUACAACUACGAUGAUUCCAGCGUGCGCCCCGUCAACGACCCCGAAGCCGUCAAGACGGCCGCUGCCUACCUUUUGUUCUAUCGACGCCGCACGGCGCGUCCUAUCGGUGGAAAAUCGCGCGAUAAGAUGCAGGAGAAGCUGCAUGCAUCGUCUAGCAUGGAGCAGCAUGCCUCGGAUACGUACCUGCACGACACGCCGCUCCCACCGAGCGAUUCGGAGUCCAGCUCGGACGAGUCGUCCCAGGAGCGCUCUUCGCCGUAA